UAUCAACGCUCGUAACGCAUACAACUGCGUUAACGCAAUAACGCAACGCAGAACGCAGCGCUAUUUUCGAUAUGGAUAAUAUGUGUAUAUUUUAUAGGUAUAAAAUAAAAAUGGAAAGAAAAGGAAUACCUAGCUAAAAGUUAGUGAUCAAGUGGUUAUUUUACUAGUAGGAUAAAUCGUAAUGUAUAUGAUACUUAUAAUACAUGUACCUACCUCUAUUUAACACAACACACCAGAGGAUAUAUCCUACUUCUUUAACAUGUCUUUAACCUUGUUAUUUUUCAUUCAACACCAUAGAAAAAUAAAAAGUUCAACACUACCUAUGUUGCUAUUUCCUUGAUGUGGGACCAUAGAUAAAUAAAUAAAAAGUGUAGAACAAUGGACAAUGUAUCCAGCAAGUAACUAUGAAGAUGAAGGAAAGUAAGGGUUUUUAUUUCGAGAUAUUGGGGUGCCAAGCAAUUAAAUAAAACCAUAGAAUAUUUGAAAGGAUGGAUGCCAAACAAGAACCUUUCGAUCCGCAUGUUGAUACAAUAAAUCAAGAAAUAAUUGAAUUUGAAGAUACUAAGAGUGAACAAUGCUCGCAUUUACUUAUAAAAAUGAAUGAAUGUUCAGAUUUGCCGAUUAAAAUUGAACAGUAUUCAGAGUUGCCAAUAAAAAUUGAUCAUCCUCAUUAUGUGCACGAAUAUGAAUACUUGCAAAAUUUCCCUAUAAAUAUUAAAGAGGAAAGUAACGGCAGUGAUGUUAAAGUAACUGACUUGUACACGUGCGUCAGUGAUAUCAAGCAAGAAGUUUAUGAAUUUGUGCAGCCUAAAACUGAACUUUUGACUUUGAAUACUCAUUGUGAUUUACCGACUUUAAAAAAUGAAUAUAUUGAUCUUCCAUGCUAUUUGGAUCAGCCAAUUCAGACAAGCAACAAUAAAUAUGAUAGAGGGUUAAAAGGUACUACCACACAUGUAUCUAAGAAGAGAAAGGGGAGGUAUCCUUGCCCUCUUUGUAAAAAAAAUUGUUUUUCUUCUAUAUCAAGAAUAAAUCACAUUUAUGGACAUUUUAGGAAACGCUCUACAAUUCCUUCCAAGUCUUCUGGGAAAAAAUUCAUCAACGCUCAAUUUAGAAGAUGUUACGAAACUUGUUACUAUUGUGGCCAAUUUUUUUUUAGCAUGUCUCAGUUUAUGUCCCAUUUUGUUGUUAUACAUUGUGUUAAGAAAGUCACAAAAAUUUGUCAGAGAACUUUUGGACGAACCAAUUAUUGUAGGUGUAAAAAUUGUUUUCAUUAUAUGAUGUUCAGACAUCAGCCUACAGCAAAUAUUACACGUCAACCUAUUAAUAAGCUAUUCCAGUGUGAAUAUUGUCCUAAAACGUUCCCAAUCAAAAGAAAUUUAAGUAAUCAUUUGAAAAUACACACUAGAGAAAAACCGUUAAAGUCUGAAAAAUGUUCGCAGCAGUUAAGCCAUAAUAGCAAUUUGGUAACGCAUUUAAGAAUUUACCCUGAAGAAAAACAGUUCACUAGUGAAAUAUAUCCGAAACAGUUUAACCAUUAUGACACUUUGAAAACGUACACUGGAAAUAAACCGUUUAAAUGUGAAAUAUGUUCCAAACAGUUUGGUCAUAAAUCUAAUUUGAGGACACACUUAAAAAUUCACACUGGCGAAAAACCAUUUAAAUGUGAAAUAUGUUCGAAACAAUUUAUCUGUAAAACCAAUUUAGAUGCACACUUAAAAAUUCACUCAGGAGAAAGACCAUUCAAGUGUGAACUAUGUACAAAACAAUUUAGGCAAAAAUGCACUUUGGAAGUACACAUAAAAACUCACACUGGAGAAAAACCGUUUAAAUGUGAAAUAUGUUCCAAACAGUUUGGUCUUAAAUCCAAUUUGACAAUACACUUAAGAACUCACACUGGGGAAAAACCGUACAAGUGUAAAAUAUGUUCAAAAAGCAUUAGCCGUAAAAGGGGUUUAGAAGAGCAUUUAAAAAUUCACACAGGAGAAAAACCGUUUGAGUGUGAAAUGUGUUUAAAACAGUUUAGACAGAAAAGCAGUUUGGAAAUACACUUAAGAACUCACACGAGAGAAAAACCGUUCAAAUGUGAAAUAUGUGCGUUAUCAUUUAGUAAUAAAUCAAAUUUGAACGCCCACUUAAAAAUUCACACUGCAGAAAAACCAUUCAAGUGUGAAAUCUGCUUAAGACAGUUUAGACAGAAAAGCAGUUUGGAAAGGCACUUAAGAAUUCACACUGAAAGAAAACCGUUCAAGUGUGAAAUAUGUUUGAAACUGUUUAAUUAUUACGGCUCUUUGAAAACGCACUCAAGAAUUCACACUGCAGACAAACCAUUUAAAUGUGAAAUAUGUUCCAAACACUUCCGUCAUAAAAGCAGUUUAAAAGCGCACUUAAAUUAUCACACAGUAGAAAAACCAUUUAAGUGUGAAAUAUGUUCGAAACAAUUUAACUCUAAAUCCAAUUUUAAAACGCAUUUAAAAAUUCACUCUGGAGACAAACCCUUCAAGUGUGAAAUAUGUUCCAAACAGUUCACACGUAAAGGUACUUUGGAAUCGCACUCAAGAAUUCACACUGGACAAAAACCGUUCAAGUGUGAAAUUUGUUCUAAACAGUUUAACCAUUAUCACACUUUGAAAACUCAUUUAAGAAUCCACACUGGAGAAAAACCGUUCAAAUGUGAAAUAUGUUCGAUACAAUUUAGAAAUAAAUCCAAUUUAAGAAAACACUUUAAAAUUCACACUGUGGAUAAACCGAAAUAGAAAAUACGUUGAAAAAUAAUAAUAAUAAGUGGUAAAAGCUAUUUAAUAAUAAUACAUAAUAAAUACUUUAUUACGCUCCAAAGCUAUUACAUUACCAAUAAAAACUCUCAGGCCGGAUAUUUUGGAAAUAAAUAGAUAUAUUUUAUUUCUAUAAAAGCCAAUUUGCAUAGCACUAAGGGCCAAUUUCAUAAUCGAACCCUAAAGGCGGAUUUAAACAAAGGAAGCUUCUAUUUAAAGUUUACUUUAAAUCAUCCUUUAAAAAUGUCAUUUCAUAACGUUUUUCCUAAUUUACUUUUACUAAAACGUUAACAAAAUUUUACCAUGUUGAUAUUGCUGAUCUGUGUUUAGUUCUAACAUUUACCGGAAUAUUCGCCACUAAAAUGUUAAUUUUUCUAUGAAAUAUUUUGUUCGGGUUUUUUCAAAGUAGGUGAAAAAGAAAUUGAACGAUUUGAAAUUUAAUUAUUCUAGGAAUUAAUACCUGCAGUGUAGGACACCGGAAGCAGGGUUUAAUGCUAUGGGUAGUGGCGUAGCCACGGGGGGUUUUGGGUGUCAGAACCCCCAUGGAACUCCUUCGCGUCGCCGUUUCCGUCAUCGUAUUGGCGCUGAUUGCUAUUAACGGUUUGUUUUUAUUCACUUUUUUAUCGUUUUAUACAAAAUUAUUUGUUUUUAUUUACUUUUUUAGUAAAAAUAAUUUAAUCUGAAAAAUUUCACUUUGUUGAUAGAAACCCCCCCUCAAACCCCUCCCAUGAAAAUAUUCUGGCUACGCCACUGGUUAUGAGUAAUCCUAUUAUCUAUUCUAAGAACCCUUUUAUCGAAAGUACGAACCGUAGAGUACCUAUAUCUAAUUAAAAAUCAAUUAAAAAUCAUUGCCUUUAAUCCAUUUUACAUUUUAGUUUGGGAUUUCCGAUAUUUUAGUGUCCUAUGGUGAAAAGGAUUUCUCUGUAAAAAUUAAAAGUUUAAUUCUUUUGGUUGGUUCUUCGGAUUUUAGGUGCUAGUAGAAACCUCUUUACAUGUUAUUUUAAUGAAACUCAUUUAUUAUUGAAAGCUUUCGGCACUUUAUUAUUCAUUAGUUAAAUUAUUUUUUUUAAAUAUGUAUUAUCUUG
Messenger RNA from Psylliodes chrysocephalus, 3856 nucleotides. The record is from the annotation of a GenBank genome assembly. NCBI's taxonomy places the organism in Eukaryota, Metazoa, Arthropoda, Insecta, Coleoptera, Chrysomelidae.